AUGACACUUUUCCUGAUCAACGAAUGGAAGAAGCGCCCCGGCGGCCCUCAGGACCCCUCGGCCUUCCUGAUGGGUCUGGAUAGCACCCGCUUCUCCACCCGCGAGAAGGAGAUCAUCAUUGAACAACUCGAUGAUUGGGACGUCAUCAUGUCCACCUGGUUCGAGAUCGCCGACUUCCUCCCGUCCAUCGAACGGCUCUACGAGAACACGACGUUCUCCCAACGGCACCGAGCGGCCCUGCUCGCUUCGAAGGUCUCCUAUUGCCUCGGCGACGAUCGCGGAGCCUUGCAUUUGGCCCUUUCCGCGAAUGAUCUCUUCCAGUUGACGCCACGCCCGCCAAGCAAGACCGUUGGCAAUCAAGACGAACAGUAUGUCAACAAAAUGAUCGAGAUCGGCCUUGACACCUACAAAGGCAAUCGUUCGCGCGGCGAGAAGUCUGACCCUCGCUUGGAAGCCCUCAUCGAGCGCAUCUUCCAAAUCAACAUCCAGCGCAACGAGCUCCGCUUCGUGAUUGGUCUCGCCUUGGAGACGCGCCGUGUCGACAUGAUUGAAGCGGCGAUCAAGUCCAGCACUGACUCUACUGGCCUUUUGGCCGAAACCGUGCAGCGUGUGCUCGAGUCACAACUCGAUACUGGGUUGCGCAACCAGGUUCUGGAUAUGCUGCUCCAGAUGUUUUCGAAAAUGGACAAGCCCGAUUUCGUCGCUAUCUGCCAAUGCCUCAUCCGACUCGAGAAACCGAGCGAUGUUGCCCUGAUUAUCCACCGACUGCUUGGCACUGGCGGAGACGGAGAGCUGAUGGCCUAUCAAAUUGCCUUUGACUUGUACGAAAACGCCACCCAGCAAUUUAUCAACUCUAUCAACCGCGAGCUAGGUGACGAUGGGCAGCACGAUGGCCAACAACCGUCCACUGCGGAGGGUGGCUCCCGCCCCACGACCCCGGUGAAGAACGGAAGCCCUGCCAAGGAAGAGGGUUCAUCUCCGGAUGCUACUCCCUCUACGCCCGCGGAACGCCCUGCAACGCCGGUCAAGGAGGCCAAGCCACUGACGCCAAAGUCCCGGAUUCGGCUUAUCCUAUCUGGCCAGGAAACGAUUCGCCUCCACAUGCAGUUCCUGAUUAAGAAUAACCACACUGACAUGCUGAUCCUGAAGGAGAUGAAGGACAGCGUCCGUACAGCAACUGCCCACAACGCUACGCUCAUCGCCAAUGGCUUCAUGCAUUUCGGUACCACCUGUGAUGAUUUUCUGCGAGACAAUCUGGAGUGGAUUGGCAAGGCCACCAACUGGAACAAGUUCAACGCUGUGGCUACUCUGGGGCUCAUCCACAAGGGCCACGAGGUGAACUCGAUGAAGCUGCUUGAGGCCUACCUUCCCAAGACGGAGGUUGACCAGUUUGGAUUCAAGGAAGGAGGUGCCCUGUAUGCGCUCGGACUCAUUCACGCCAACCACGGUAACCCAACGGUGAUCAAGUACCUGCGUGACCAGCUGCAGAACGCGCAAGUCUCCCCGGUGCGCCAUGGCGCUUGCCUCGGUCUUGGGCUGGCUGCGAUGGGAACGCGUGAUCAGGAAGUGUAUCGCCAGCUUCGCGACACCUUGUACCUGGACGAUGCGGUGACCGGUGAGGCAGCAGCCGUCUCCAUGGGCCUGGUCAUGGCCGGGGAUCACAACGACACCGUGUUCCAGGAAAUGGUUCAAUACGCCCAGGAGACCCAGCACGACAAGAUCCAGCGCGGUAUCCGCACCGGUCUCGCUAUCUUGGCAUGCGGCGGCGCUGAUACCGCAGAGCCGUGGAUCGAACAGCUGCUCGACGUGAAAUCCAACGCCGUGCUCCGUCAAUCUGGCGUCUGCAUGCUCGCCCUGGCUUAUUCUGGUACCGGAAAUGCCAAUGUCGUCAGGAAACUUCUCGCGAAGGUGGCUGCUGAUCCGAACAACGACGUCAAGCGAUGGGCGGUUAUUGCCAUCGGCUUCGUCCUCAGCAAGGAGCCGGAUCAAUGUGUCUCCUACACUUCAAUGCUCGUCGAGCACUUCAACGGCCACGUCAGAUACGGUGCUGCCCUUGCGCUGGGAAUCGCCUGCGCCGCGACGGCUAACCGGGAAGCGAUCGCCCUCAUCGAGCCUCUUCUCUCUGCCAAGGAAAACUUUGUGCGCCAAGGUGCUGUCAUGGCUCUGGCGCUCAUCCAGAUCCAACACACCGAAGCUACCUCUCCAAAGAUUGCCGAGCUGCGUAAGACGUUUACGAAGAUGGCCAGUGAGCGUGGCGAAGAUUCGAUGACCCGUUUCGGUGCCAUGGUUUCGCAAGGAAUCAUGGAUGCUGGCGGCCGCAAUGUCACGGUCUCUUUGCAGAAUCGCAACGGAUACCCCGACUUGGCCGGUGUGAUUGGAAUGUUUGUCUCGAUGCAAUACUGGUACUGGCACUCAUUCACGCUCUGCAUGUCUCUCGCUUUCAAGCCAUCAUGCGUCAUUGGGCUCAACAGCAAACUUGAGAUGCCGAUCAUCGAGAUAAAGUCAAACGCCAAGGCCUCUACUUUCGCCUACCCUCCCCCGAUCGAGCCGAAGAAGAAGGAAGAGCGCGAGAAGGUGGAAACUGCCAUCCUGUCGAUCACGAAGAAGAAGGGAUUGCUGGUUGGCAAGAAGGAUGCACCGAAGAAGGAGAAGGAGCCAGAGAAGAUGGAGGUCGACGGAGACGACAAACCGAAGGCCGAACUGGCGAAGGAGGGCGACGGGAAGGCUGAGAAGAAAAAACUCGAACCGGAAGCCCCCACGCAUAUGAUCCAGAAUCCUGGCCGUGUUGUCAAGCAACAGCUGAAGACGCUGGCCACCGCCGAGGGUGCCAGGUACAAUCCGUUGAAGCCGUUCUCGAUGGGCGGGAUCAUCUUGCUCCGUGAUUCGCGGCCGGAUGACAAGGAAGAGAUUGUGGCGACGGUGGCUGCUGGCGGCAUCCCCUCCUCGACCGGCUCUUCUUCUGCCCCGGAAGUCCCGAUGCCGGCUUCGUUCGAAAUUAAGCUCGACCAAUAU
Mesorhabditis spiculigera is the source of this 3012-nucleotide messenger RNA. Lineage: Eukaryota; Metazoa; Nematoda; Chromadorea; Rhabditida; Rhabditidae. The record is from the annotation of a GenBank genome assembly.